Molecule: messenger RNA, 2054 nt
Organism: Klebsormidium nitens
Lineage: Eukaryota; Viridiplantae; Streptophyta; Klebsormidiophyceae; Klebsormidiales; Klebsormidiaceae
Source: the annotation of a GenBank genome assembly
UUGGGAGAGUCACGGAUGCUUCUGGAGAAGCACCCGACUUGUAUGCGAACAGCAUAUUAGACGUUCUACGCGACUCUGGAAGAGCGGACAGGGGGAGAGUGACAGCGACGUUUGGAGAGGGGGCGGCGCGGACGUUCGAAGGGGUGGUUUAUCGAUCCUCUCUGCCCAGGGACUUUGCGAAAGCCGUCGUAGACCAACCAGCCAGGUUCCUGGAACUCGCAGCGGAGGCUCUGAAAGAAACCGAAAAUAUGAUGAGACCGCCUAAGAUCAAUUGGACCGCUGACGACGACACCACGUUCCGGAACCUGGCGGUGGACCUCGCACGCAAUGACCCACUCUAUUUCAAGCGGUGUCGGAAACUCGCGCAAGUCCUCGAGACCGCCAAGGAAAUACGCACGACUCCUCGCGCCGACCUCUUGGGCGAUUACGUAGAGAUCUUUGCCGAACAGACGUCUGCGGCACAGAAUCCGAUGACCGGGAAGGACGUCGACUCCCUGUUCGACCUGAUCCGAUCCCAAUUGUCCAGACUGGAAAAAGAGAGAACGAGCGCGGCGAACGGACGUGCGGACAUUCAAACUCUCGAAAAGGCAUUCAAGUUCUAUGCACUCCUCAAUGACCUCUUCUGUGCUACAAAGGCCGUCCGUGCUCUGGGGGAAAUGCACGUCGACUUGGAUGGAGUUAAUCAUCACAUCGAGAGUAUGACGAGUGGGUCCUUCGCAAGAGAGAUCAUGACGCUCCUCUCGCAUCGCAUGACGCCCCUCUUCGCCCUGACCGAACUCGAGAAACGACCACCCGACGCCGGCGAAGCCGAUCGAGGGGCCUUAUAUCGGAUCUCGGCAGAAGGUGAAUUCUUACUCCAGCACAGCAACCCACGAACGAAGUUUCCUCUCGUCACGCCCCCGCCGCGAUGGCCGGAAGCGGAGUCUUUCGCCGAGUUUCUGACGGCGGUGAAAGAAGCCUGCGACGAUGCUCUCUUACUCUACGAAGAUAGCUUCCAAUACAUCACCACACGCGACUCCCGAUUCCUGAGAACCGACGACGUUUCCCGAGUAUUCGGGCGGGAGCAGGCCGGCGAGUUCGCCAGGUUCAGCGGACUGUACAUGAAUUCGCGGACUUUCGUCAGGUCCAUUGUCGAUUCGACUUCCAUCGAGUUCUUGCAGGACGCGUCAAAGGCAUUGCGCGAGUCAGGGAACGUCGAAAGCAUGACGUUGGACGAAGAAUCCGAGAUCAUGAUGGCACUUCGAGGAUUGGCGGAGGAGCUCAUCGCCCGGGAUCCGGAGCACCUCGCCGGACUUCGAAAACUGGUCGACUCUCAGAAGACGAGGGUCGCGCUACAGCUGUACGUCAGGUCCUUGGGUGAGGCCGAUUCGCUGUGCUUGCUCUUCGCCCCCGACGCACCCGUCAGAGCAGAAUGGGAUCUCUUGAACGAGUUUGCGCCAGAAACGGCGCCUGCGAUACGGCGCCUCGAGACUUCGAUCAGAGGAAUCUGCGAAACCAAGGACGUCGUCAUGGAUCCGAUCCCCGACGUGUCCACAUUGAACAUCAUAUUCGACACGUCCGGCGCGCCGAAUAGGAACGCGUGCAACGCCAUCAUCGCGGACCCUCCGGACUACCUCCAAGACUUUGCGGUCCGUCUGAAGGCAUUCGGGGUCUGGAUGGACGCCAUUCGAGAGAACAUCAGCAAGUCCGGCAUCCGUCUCGGAUGCACUCAGCUGGAUUCGACGUCAGACGUAGGAAGCGCCGCGUCUGCCCUAUCGGAAUGCGCGACGAGCAUCACGGACGCAUUCGGAACGAUCGGGGCACCCGGCCUCGAGGAGGCGUUCGCACAGUGCCAGGCACUCGUGAGACGACUUUGCCGGGGCGCUCCGGAACAAACCUUGCAAAGAGCCACAGAACGAGUCACGCACCUUUACGACGCAACCGGGUCGACUCGUAUCGAAUCCAUCACGCUGGAGUUUGGCGAACUCAAGGAAGACAUGCGCCUGCUGCUCUUGGCUGCGGCAAACUACGGCUACGACGUCAAGCAGUGCGCCGGGAACACGCGUCCGGGGAUU